This is a messenger RNA of Penicillium expansum, 399 nucleotides long. RefSeq lists its product as uncharacterized. The coding region runs from base 1 to 399 and encodes 132 amino acids. NCBI's taxonomy places the organism in Eukaryota, Fungi, Ascomycota, Eurotiomycetes, Eurotiales, Aspergillaceae. The record is from RefSeq and is a predicted model, not a curated record. The transcript has a single exon.
AUGACACCUCCCAUAACGAGCAAUUCCAACAGCACGCAAUUCACACAGCCGGCUGAAUGCUACAACUCGCGCGAUGCGGUCUCUGCCAUGCCCGCCAAUAUCGACUAUUAUAAUCAGGUCCCGCUGUACCAGACAAAAAACAACCACAGAGAUAUGAAGGCUGUUUUGCAGUCCUGCUGUUCGAAUGGAGUAUGGAUUACUGAAGAUCCGGACCCUUGUACGGCGGUCUGUGAUUCGACGACUUCGGCCGAGGCGAGGAAAGUCAUGUACUGCUUGAAUGCUCAACAGGUUGUACAUGGAACCAAACUGGAGAAGAAUUCGGGGGCAAUCAGGCGUCCGGCUGUGGGCUGGGUGUCUUUGAUGAUCGGCGCAAUGCUUCUGUCAGGGAUGUUUACUUGA